AUGAAUCGGAAAAGAGCGAGAAGUAGUGAUAAUAGUUUAUCUACAAAUUCCGGUCAGAUGAAACCACAGACAAAUACACAGCGACAUUUCGAUUUCAGUCAAGAUCAGAAAGUACAGGAAUUACAGAGAAGAAUUUGCAGUAAAACUAAUAUACCGUCUCCGGAUAAAGGUGACGUGAAAUUUCCAUGUCCUACGAAUUCGAAUAAGAAUUUUGGGUUUGCUAAGUGUUAUCGACAGGUCAGAAAGAAUCCUGCAUGCUCUAGACCAGCAUAUGAUACAGAUUUCAAAACAGCCAGUGGACGACCAGUUGUAAAAAAAGUAAUGCCAGUGUUUGCUGAUAAUACAAACGCCAAUAACGAGAAGACACAGCGCUAUUUGGGAGGAAGGAAAGUUGGUCUGGGGAGUAAGCUGUUACUUAAAAUGGAUACGAAAGAAACUGGUUGUGAAUCACUGCAGAAUAAACAGACUAAAAUGAAUUUUGAAUGUGGAGUUACACAUAAAAGGGAAGGAUGGAAGGCGGAUGAAUCACUAAAAAAUUUGGAAGACAAUAUAAUUAAUUUAAUCGAAGCGGAGAUCAUGCCAACGCGAACGGAUAUUCAAUGGGCGGAUAUAUCUGGUUUGGAGUUGGCAAAAAAAGCACUUAAAGAAAUUAUCGUUCUUCCGUUUCUCAGACCUGACAUUUUCAAGGGUAUACGUGCACCACCUAAAGGUGUGUUGCUUUUCGGACCACCUGGUACUGGCAAAACCAUGAUUGGACGAUGUGUUGCAUCGCAAUGUAACGCAACAUUUUUCAAUAUAGCCGCAUCGUCUAUUACGUCAAAAUGGGUUGGUGAAGGCGAAAAACUUGUUAGAGCUCUUUUUGCGAUAGCACGGGUUUUACAGCCUUCUGUGGUUUUCAUUGAUGAAAUUGAUUCUCUGCUGAAAAGUCGGAAUGAGAGUGAGCAUGAUUCAUCAAGGCGAAUAAAGACCGAAUUUCUUAUCCAUUUAGAUGGUGUUGCAACUACCUCUGAUGAUAGAAUUCUUGUUUUAGGAGCUACAAACAGACCUGAGGAAUUGGAUUCAGCUGUUAAACGUCGUUUUGCGAAACGUCUGUACAUUGGUUUACCAUCUGCUGCUGCAAGAGCACAAAUGAUUUUCUCACUUCUCAGUGAUCAAAAACAUAAUCUUUCGGAUGACGAUGUACAGUCCAUAGCGAAAUUAACAGACGGCUAUUCUGGAGCAGAUAUGAAACAACUGUGCUCCGAAGCAGCAAUGAUUCCAGUUCGUAAUAUUGUUGAUUCAUUCUCACUUGAUCUUGUUUCUUUCAGCGCUGAAGAGAUCCGUCCAAUCUGUUUUUCGGAUUUCGAAUUAGCAAUGCGUUCUGUUCGCCCAACGGUUGUUGCAGAGGAUUUAGAAGGGUAUCAGGCAUGGAACAAACAAUAUGGCUCUUUUGUUUCGGAAUAA
Molecule: messenger RNA, 1443 nt
Organism: Brugia malayi
Lineage: Eukaryota; Metazoa; Nematoda; Chromadorea; Rhabditida; Onchocercidae
Gene: Bma-figl-1
Product: SAP1 protein, putative
Exons: 13
Coding region: 1-1443 (480 amino acids)
Molecular function (GO): ATP binding; ATP hydrolysis activity; microtubule severing ATPase activity
Source: RefSeq, a predicted model, not a curated record